Molecule: messenger RNA, 3209 nt
Organism: Bufo gargarizans (Asiatic toad)
Lineage: Eukaryota; Metazoa; Chordata; Amphibia; Anura; Bufonidae
Gene: CHTF18
Product: chromosome transmission fidelity factor 18
Exons: 22
Coding region: 12-3029 (1005 amino acids)
Molecular function (GO): ATP hydrolysis activity; ATP binding
Source: RefSeq, a predicted model, not a curated record
CCCGGAAGUGGAUGUUUGGCGGGAAUGUCGGUGUCUGUGUGAGAGACAUGGACGAGUACGACCUGUACGGCAUAGAGGAUGAGUACGAGGCGCAGUUCUCCUCCGAGCUGGAGGUUCUGGCCGAGCUGGAAGAUGACCCGCCCUCCCGAUACGCGCCCAAAACCUCACGCUUCCGCGAGAAGUUGUCCUUUGAAGAGGCGAUUACCUCCGGCGAUCACGUAGGAGCCGCCGACAGCCACAGCGCUAAUGGCAGCCUGGCGGGCACGACGUCCAAGAAGCGGGGCGCAGCCUUCCUCCACCUGUCAGAAGAGGACGAGCUCUCUGACAGCCUCCUCCAGCCUCCGCCCACGCCUAAAGCUAAGCGCCCCAAACUGGAGGCAGUGAAGAAGCUGGACUUUGGAGCUACUGAGCGAUUUGCGGCUAGCCCAACACCAAGUGAUGACAUCACUCCUCCGCCAUCCCCUGAUCCCACACAGAAGAAAGACAGAAAUCUGAAGUUUCUGAGCUGUGAUGUGUUUGACGUCAGUGAUAUGGCUCCGCUACAAGUCACCCCGACAGAAACCGAGCAGAAGCGUGUCUUGACGCGCCCCCCUGUACUGGAGGACUACAUCAAUGUGACUUCCAGUGACGGCACCAGGGUUUAUAUGACCCUGAGAGACGAUCAGGAUGGGACAGGGGUUCAGGAGCCUUCUAAAAUUACAGGCCUCAGUUGGAGAGGUGACCAGCAACUUCAUCUUUUGGGGGUCCCUAUUUCGUACAUUAAAGAGCAAGUGGCUGAUGAGCGUCGAAGGCAGGUGUUAGAGGAAUCACAACGCCUUUCAGAAAUGUUGAACAGUCAAAUGAAUGAAUUUGAAGAGGUGGAAAAUGAAAGUUCAGAGCUCGUCUCUGCAGAGGCAGAAGAGGAAGGAAACGAUGCAUCCUCGCAUAACCUUUGGGUUGACAGAUACUCCCCAAAAUAUUAUACAGAGCUGCUGAGUGAUGAUUACACGAAUCGCUGCCUCUUGAAAUGGUUGAAGUUAUGGGACACUGUGGUGUUUGGUAAAGAAAAGACAGUGAAGAAGCCCAAGGCAGUCCCUGAUCAGAGAGCAAACAACAAGUUCCAGUUCCAGAAGGAUUCGACUGUUAAGUGGAAGAGCAAAGCCCAGAUCACAGAGGAGAUACUCGAGGCAGAACUAGAUCAGUACAAUAGGCCCAAGAACAAGGUUGCUUUGCUCUGUGGUCCUCCUGGUCUGGGGAAAACGACAUUGGCCCAUAUAAUAGCAAGACAUGCUGGAUACAAUGUGGUAGAAAUGAAUGCCAGUGAUGACCGCAGUGCAGAGGUAUUCCGAACUCGAAUCGAAGCUGCAACACAAAUGAAAUCUGUGCUGGGAAUGGAUGAGCGUCCUAACUGCUUAAUUAUUGAUGAAAUUGAUGGUGCACCUACAGUCUCUAUCAAUAUGCUGCUAAGUUUAAUCAACCGUAAAGACGGCAAGGAUAAUACAGAAGGUGGUAAUGAGUUGGCUCCAACGAAGAAGAAGAAGAAAGAGGGUGGUCUGAUGCUUCGACCCAUCAUCUGUAUUUGCAAUGACCAGUAUGUACCAUCUCUGCGGCAGCUCAGACAGCAAGCGUUCAUGUUGAAUUUCCCUCAGACGAUGCCCUCCAGGCUGGUACAAAGGUUGUAUGAGAUCACUUUUAAACAGGGCAUGAAAGCUGACACUGGGGCACUGAUGGCAUUGUGUGAGAAGACCGAUAAUGAUAUUAGAUCCUGUAUUAAUACACUGCAGUUCUUACAUGGCAAAGGGAGGAAAGAACUGAACCUGCGCACAGUCCAGACAAUGAAGAUUGGGCUAAAGGAUCAAAAUAAGGGCUUGUUCUCUGUGUGGCAGGAAAUCUUCCAGCUCCCUAAAGUUCAGAGAAAGCGCAUUGGUCAAGAUGUUACUACCCCAGAUCUUCAGCUGCUUCUUACAAACAAUGAUCCCCUCAAUCUGUUGGGCAGAACUCCAUUAAGUGUUUUGGCCCAAAGAUUCCACCAUAUAUUGCACCUGACUAUGGCUACAGGGGAGUACGAGAAACUGACAUUGGGAUUAUAUGAUAACUUUUUGAACAUGAAGGUGAAGGAGUCCAGUUUCGGCACAGUGGUCUCCGCUCUGGAUUGGUUGGGGUUCACAGACAUUGUAAACACAACGAUAAUGCACGGACAGAACUUCCAGCUCAUGAGAUACUUGCCUUUCUUGCCGGUCGCCUUUCACCUCUUUUUUGCUGCUUCAAAUAUCCCUCGAAUUGCUUAUCCUAACAGUCACUACGAGGCUCAAUCCAGACUUAACCAAAUGCAGAAUCUUCUGAGCGCCAUGGUUUCCGAAAUCUCCCCUUCCAUCCGUUCACGUGUUGGACCUCAGUCCUUGGUUUUGGAUGCUCUAUGUCUUCUGCUUGAUGUCAUCUCUCCAAAGCUGCGGCCAGUGAAUACUCAGUUGUACAGCAUGAAGGAGAAGCAGCAGCUGGCUGACCUCAUCAACACAAUGCUGGCCUACAACUUGACUUACCACCAGGAGCGCACCAUGGACGGCCAGUACGUCUACAAGCUUGACCCCAACGUGGAGGAUGUCUGCAGGUUCCCAGAGCUCCCAGCCCGGAAGCAGCUCACCUACCAGGCCAAGCAGCUUAUUGCCCGUGAGAUAGAACUGGAGAAAAUGAGACGGUCUGAGGCUUUUCAGCAAGCGAGGAAUGCGAGAAAACAGGACAAUACCAGCAAAUCAGAGGAGAAACCUGGUAAAGAGUCUGUCGUAAAACCUCCUGCCAAACCGGCCACACUGAACCACGAACAGCGGCUGGAGACUAUCAUGAAGAAGACCACGUUUGAGGAGAAGCCUGAAAAGGAUUUCUUUGGCCGACAAAUUGUCAAGAAAGUGAUCUCUAUAGCCAACGGCAUCCAAGAAGACACUAUAGAAAAGAAGAUAGGGACGGCGGUGGGGAACAGCCAUGUUUGGUUCCGAUUUAAUGAGGGAGUUUCCAACGCUGUGAGAAGGAACGUUUACAUCAAGGAUCUGUUAUGAUGAUUGCAGUCAUGUUGAAAUGGAGAUUGUGUAGAGGAGACACUUUGGUGUUUUGUGCCAUCAGGCGGUGACUAUGAACUGUUCACUGGUUUUUGCGACUUGUUCAUAAUGUUUAUAUAGUGUAAGACGCUUUCUAGCAAGUAUGUUUUGUAUUAAAAUAAAAAUUAACAUUUCAAGGAA